UUCAUCAAAAAAAUACCAAAAAAACAAAGGUAGAGAAAAAAAAGUCCAAUCUUCAAAUUUCUUUUCUUUGUUUUCAAUGAUCCGUCAUGAAUAAAUCCUGGCAGAUUUAGAACGCACCAAGCAAGUGAAGCAGAUCAGAUCUGAAAAGGAUUGGAUUUAUUUCUCAAGCAACUUUCCUCUUGAAAGCUUCGGAUCUAUUACCUCUAUCUAGAAGUGCUUGGUAGAGUGCUGAAGAAAGGCAUUUGGUUCUCAUACUUUGAAUUGUCUUCACCUUGCCUCGUUACGUGCUUAAAAAGUGUUACUCGGCAGAAAACUGAAGAAAAAGCAGUUGGUUGUCACACUUUGGACUAUCUUCACCUUGCUUGAAGUUUGUUCAACUUGAGCUUGUCAAGAAUGGGUUGUGGGUUUUGUGAGUCUGCUCUUUCUAACUGCGUGGGAACACUGCUUGUGGAUUGGGUGGCGAAGCCAGUAGGACGUCAAUUUAAUUACAUUUGCCAUUUUCACCACAAUGUUGAAAAGCUCAAGAAAAGAAAAGAAGAUCUGAAAAAGGCACGGGAUCGGCUGCAACAUGACAUUGAGGAUGCUGAAAGGCAACUUCAAGAAAUUGAAGAUGAUGUCAAAGAUUUGCUAUCACAGGCAGACAUAAUCCUAUCUGAUGAAACUCUGGAAAAUGAAAUGCAACGAAAUAUGAGAUGUUUCAUUUGGUGUCCUAACUGGAGUAGGCGGUAUUGGUUAAGCAAGAAAGCAAUGAAGAACACUCUUGUUAUUGGUGAGCUUAUAGAGAAGAUUAACAAAUUUGGUCAACCUGGACGAGUGGGCUACCGUUCACGUAGUACAAAUCCAACCAUAGAGUUUCUCUCAUCUAAGGAUUUUAUGGUUUUUGAAUCUUCAAAAAAAGCUUUCAAUCCGAUAAUUGAAGCCUUACAGGAUGACAAGGUCAGCAUGAUUGGAUUGUGGGGGAUGCCAGGAGUGGGCAAGACAACCCUAGUCCGUGAAGUUGGAAUUCAUGCCAAAAAAUUAAAUCUGUUUGACAGAGUUGCGAUUGCUACUGUGUCUCAAAAGCCAAACUUUGAAACAAUUCAAGAUGAAAUUGCAAAAGACUUGGAUUUCGAUAUGAAGAAUGCCCAAGGAAGAAGAUCAAUCCAAGAGUUCUGGUCGAAACUGCGGGAACUACAGAAGGAUAAAAGGAUUCUAAUAAUCCUUGAUGAUGUUUGGGCAAAAAUUGACUUGAAGGAGAAGAUAGGAAUUCCAUUUGCCGAGGAUCAUAAAGGCUGCAAAAUUCUUUUAACAACUCGCCGUCAACAUGUAUGUGAUGCUAUGGAAUGUCAAAGGACAAUACCACUUGGUUGUUUAGAAGACAAUGAAGCUCGGGCUUUAUUUAACGCCAAAGCUGGUUUAAACGACUCUUCUGGUGCUUCUAUUAAGGAUGUGGCAACUAAAGUUAUCAAAAAAUGUAAAGGUCUGCCCAUAGCUAUAGUUACACUGGCAAGUGCUCUGAAAGGUAAAAAUCGUCAUGGCUGGGAAGCAGCAUAUCGGAGACUCGAAAACCGUAAAUUGCUUGACAUAGAAGACAUUGAUCAACAAAAUGCUUACCUAUGUUUUGAGGUAAGUUUUGAUUAUCUGAAGAAUAAGGAGACCAAGAUGUGUUUCUUGUUAUGCUCUUUAUUUCCUGAAGAUUAUGAGAUUUAUGUAGAGGAGCUGGUGAGAUAUGCAUGGGGACUAGAGUUGUAUAAAGGUAUGGGCUCGAUUGAAGCAGUGAGGAGCGAAGUGCUUGCUGCGAUGGACAUCCUCAGGAAUUCUUGUUUGUUGUUAAAUUGUGGAGAAAGGCAUGUUAAAAUGCAUGACUUGGUUCGUGACUUUGCUUUGUGGAUAGCAUCAAACAGAACGGAGUUUUCUUUUAUGAUAAAAUCUGAGGUUGUUGAAUUGUGGCCAAAGGAUGAAAGUUUUGAGCCUUACAAAGCAGUCUCCUUCAAGACUAGUCGGAUUGUUGAACUUCCUAAAGGACUGCUAUGCCCAAAUCUCAAAAUUCUUGUACUUGGUGGAGAUAAGAAGAUGACAACUUCAAGUGAAUUCUUUGAAGGAAUGACAGCAUUAAAAGUUUGCGCUUUGAAUUCUAGAUUGAUAUCUCCGGAUGCAUUUCAGUUUCAAACAAACCUUACAACUCUACAUUUGGAAAGUUGCAAACUCUUGGACAUCUCAGUGCUUGGGCAGUUGAAGAAACUUGAAGUUCUUUCAUUUAGUUGCUCUGAUAUCAAAGAAUUGCCAGAAGAAAUAGGUGAUUUGGAUAAUCUUAAAUUGUUGGAUUUAUCAUAUUGUGAACAACUACAGAGAAUCCCUCCUCAGUUAAUACGAAGAUUGUCCCAAUUAGAAGAACUAUACUUGCAUGGUUGUGGAGGAAUAGAAUGGGCCACUGAGAGCACAGUUCAAGAAGAAAGCUUUUCCAGUCUAUCAGAGUUGAAUUCCUUGUCAAACUUGAAAGUAUUAUCUUUAGAGGUUUCUUCUGAACAUGUUCCAAGAGACUUUGUGUUCUGUAAAUUACAAAGGUUUUAUUUAUGUGUUGGCUUUGGCUUUUCUAAUUUUUAUCGAAGGAAGAUGGACUUUGAGAUCUGCCCAUUCUCGAGAUCUUUAAAGAUUGAGGGGUCUGUAAUAGAGGCAUGCAAGCAGUUAUUUGGGGAUACAGAAUCUCUUAAUCUGAAAAAUAUGGUGGGUUACCCAAAUCUUGUUCCAAGCUUGGAGUCGGGCCAAGUGGUAUUCAGUAAGCUGACUUCUCUGGGUAUUGAGAGUUGCGAGCAUAUGAAAUGUCUCAUUGAUACUACAAAGCAGCAGGUGCUAACCAAUGCAAUUCCAAUUCUACAAAGUCUUGAAAGGUUGGAAGUUAAAUCUUGUGAUGAGAUGCAAGUGCUAUUUCAGAUUGCUGAAUUGAGGAGCAUACAACAAGGACCCCGUCGUCAUGUAAGCCUACAAAGUUUGAAGGUUGUAACAAUAUUCAACUGCUACAAAUUGAGACAUCUCUUCCCAACGUAUGUUGCUGAAAGUCUUGGACAACUGGAAGCACUGAACAUAUUCGCAUGCUGGGAAUUGGAAGAAAUAAUUCCCAAAACGGAAGUGUCAAACAUCAAUCUCCAAAGUCUAAGGGAAGUACAUACUGCUGAAUUGAGGAGCAUACAACAAGGACCCAGUCAUCAUGUAAGCUUACAAAGUUUGAAGGUUGUAACAAUAGACAAGUGCAAUAAAUUGAGAUAUCUGUUCCCCACGUCUGUUGCUCAAAGUCUUGGACAACUGGAAGAACUGUGCAUAUCCGAAUGCUUGGAAUUGGAAGAAAUAAUUCCCAAAACGGAAGUGUCAAACAUCAAUCUCCCAAGUCCAAGGGAAGGUUUUAUUGCUGAAGAGAGGAGCAUACAAGAAGGAACCAGUCAUCAUGUAAGCUUACAAAGUUUGAAGCUUGUAAGAAUAGACAACUGCAAUAAAUUGAGAUAUCUCUUCCCCACGUCUGUUGCUCAAAGUCUUGGACAACUGGAAGAACUGCUCAUAUCCGACUGCUUGGAAUUGGAAGAAAUAAUUCCCAAAACGGAAGUGUCAAACAUCAAUCUCCCAAGUCCAAGGGAAGGUUUUAUUGCUGAAUUGAGGAGCAUAGAACAAGGACCCAGUCAUCAUGUAAGCUUACAAAGUUUGAAGGUUGUAAGAAUAGACAACUGCAAUAAAUUGAGACAUCUCUUCCCAACAUCUGUUGCUAAAAGUCUUGGGCAACUGGAAACGCUGAACAUAUCCGAAUGCUUGGAAUUGGAAGAAAUAAUUCCCAAAACGGAAAUUGCUGAAUUGAGAAGCAUACAACAAGGACCCAGUCAUCAUGUAAGCUUACAAAGUUUGAAGGUUGUAACAAUAGUCAACUGCAAUAAAUUGAGAUAUCUCUUCCCAACGUCUGUUGCUAAAAGUCUUGGACAACUGGAAACACUAAACAUAACCGACUGCUUGGAAUUGGAAGAAAUAAUUCCCAAAACGGAAGUGGCAAACAUAAAUCUCCAAAGUCUAAGGGAAGUAUAUGUAAGUGGCUGCAAUAACUUGACAUCUCUUUCCUCAUUGUCGCAUGGUCAAAUUUUGGAGAAAUUGUCAACACUUGGGAUUUGGGAUUGCUCUCGAUUGGAAUAUACUUUUCCAAUCUCAAUGGCUGAAGGUCUUCCGCAGUUGAAUGAGGUUUCAUUGGGAAGAUUGCCUGAAUUAAAAGGAAGGGAUGGGAAUGACAUUGUACUCACGCUGCCAUCUUUACAAGAGUUGUGUGUGGAUGAUUGUCCACAAUUGACUCCUUUUAUCAUUUCGGCUAAAAUACAGGGAGUCCAAUGCGGAAAGUUAAGAUAUAUCUUAUCACCUACCAUCGCUCGGAAUUUGCCACAAUUGAGCUCUUUAUGGAUAUAUGAGUGUGAGAAAUUGGAGCAAAUUAUUGAAAAGGAUGGUCAAACUUCAUCACAAGGUCAUCAUCUCCAACCUAUAUGCCUCCCUAGUCUGACUGGAAUACACAUUUAUUCAUGUGAAAACUUGAAAUGUCUCUUUCCGGUGAGUGUUGCUCAUGGCCUUCCAAAACUAAAAGUUCUACAUGUUGACAACGUCUCCAAAUUAGAACAAGUAUUUGAACAAUCAGGAGAUGAGGCAAAUGGUAGCGAGGAAAAAGAGAAAGUGAUACAGCUACCUCAAUUGGGCACCUUACAUCUUCAAACUUUACCAAACCUUGUGAGCUUCAGCCCUGCGGGUUAUCAUUUCGUAUUCCCAUCUUUGCAAUCUUUAUCUGUAAGAGGUUGUCCCAAUAUAACCACAAGCUUUAGUGUUGAUUCAGAGCAAUCUGGGCAUGCCAAAACAGAGGCAAUCCGAACAAUUGAUGAAGAUAUAGAGGAAGAGUCUACUAGAGCUCAACAAACAACAUGGCCAAUUGGUAGUGAUAUAAGUCUAUAUGUGAAUUUCAGGAGAUGA
Messenger RNA from Durio zibethinus, 4959 nucleotides. Lineage: Eukaryota; Viridiplantae; Streptophyta; Magnoliopsida; Malvales; Malvaceae. The record is from RefSeq and is a predicted model, not a curated record.